AUGGACGUCUGGGCAUCUGGCGACGCUUGCUGGCAUGGACGUGACUCGUGCAAUGGGCCCCUGGACUACCACUGGAUCUUCCAGAAGUACAGGGGUCGUGCAUCCUACUACCAGUGGAAUGGCCUUCCCGUCAUCAGUAACUUCGACAAUGUCAAGUGGAACAAGUGGAAGGAGACGUUGGCGAACGAGAUGUUCUUCAUUCCCGACUUCGAUAAGACCACGGGCUACUACGAGUCUCACCCUGGGUGGUGGGAAUACUGGGGAGAUCUUGUUGACGGACUUUUCAGCUGGGAGUCCGCAUGGCCCGAAAGAGACGGCUAUGGCAGCAAGAGCCCUGGGGAUGUCUCCCUGGAUAUCAGCAUUGCUCAAGGCGCCCACAACCACAGCAAGCUUUACAUGGUCCCUUUGAGCUUUCUACAGUACAAGAACUCCUACAACGUCUCGGUGUACCGCGCUGGUCUUCAUGCUCUUCCGAUGCGUAUGAAAGGAAUCCUCGACCAGAUGGACCAGGCCGAUUUCGUCCAGUAUUUGACGUGGAAUGACGGGCCCGAAAGCCAUUACAUUGCGGAACUCUGGUCGGAACAAAAUAGCGACGCCCAACCCUGGCUGUACAUGAACCAGAAAAUGUUCGAUCACACGGCGCUGCAACCUCUCAUCGCUUCCUUCAACCAUGCCUUCAAGAGCCGCACCGAUUCAACCACUAUGACUCCGCAAAAUGGAGCUGUUGCCGUUGGCGCGAUGUGGCAUCGGCCAAUGACGGAUGACGCAGUUUGCAAUCCCGUAAGGGAAACCAUUUACACUUCACGUCCUUCAGGCUCUGAAGAUUACUACAGUCGCAACAUGGCGUACUGGAGCGUCGUUCUCAAGCCGGGCCUCCCCAGCGGCUACAAGAUCUCCAUCCAGGCAGGCGAGGAGGAGCACACACAGGUUCUUACGUCUGGACUCAACUACGGCAAUGGUGCCGGCAAUAUUCAAGCCGGGAUUCAGACGAUGAAGCUCCUUGACCCUGCGGGGAAGACGAUCAUGUCGGCUAGGUCCAAACGAUGCGUUUCGUCAGGAUGUCCGCAAGGCAUUUACAACAUGAACUACCUUGUCACUGCUUUCGAAGAUGGAGCUAGCGAUUCAACUUGCCAGCCGAUCGGAACCGAGGUGAUGCCCAUGAACGCUGUAAAGGAGCUCGAGAUACCCAGCUGUGGCAGUGACAAGAAUCAUUGGCUUUGCCAAAUUUGCAACGCCUCCGACGUAUCGAUUUUCGAAAAAGCAUCCGUCAAGUGGGAAGCCGGGAAAACCGACAUCGCGCUACAAGAUUUUCAGACAUGGUGGAAGAAAAAGAAGACUGCCAUCCAAGCAUCCUACGAGAACGGCACUUGGUCGCAAGGAGCGGCAGGGUAUUUCCGCUUCGAUGAGCAUCAAGCGACUACUAUGAAGAACACCUUUUUGGAAAAUUUUGUGUACGAUCCUACCAAGGACAUUACUACGCAGAUGAAUACGUGGAUCUUGACCCAGGUCUUCGAUGCUGUUGGGGGAGGAAUUUUCAACCGACUUUCCAACAUCAUUGGUGAGAGCACCAUUGCUGAAGAAGCUUGGGACUCCAUGUACAGCCUUGCACAAGAGCAAAUGACGAAGGCUCUAGAAAAGGCCGAAAAGGACAAGAUGACGACAAUCACCGAUAUCGAGAGCAUGAUCAUUAACAUCCACGACAUUCAAACAUCUGCAGUUGAGGCAAUCAGAUCCGCUUACUUCAACGAGAAUGAUAUCUCCUUUUUCGCCUCACAGGUAAAAAGCGGCAUGUGGAUCAAGAGCUCCAUCCUCGAUACUUUGGACCUUUCGAAGACGAUGAAGCAGAUAUUCUUCGGCAACCUCAUUCAGAAGGCCUGGUAUUCCAACCCCACAAGUGAACCGGUGAUUAUUAUGGUCGAUGACGAUGGUUCGGACGUCAACCCGUUCGCCUGGAAGGGUGGGGCAUCCGGCCAGCCUGAGACGCUUGACAAGGACGAUGUCAACGCUGCUCGUUUUGUCAAAGACGGCAAGACAUUCUUCCUUGUCGGUGCUACCAACUGCCAGCAAUGGAAGACUGCUGACGGAACGAAUGAGUACACGUGUGACCAGGACGCGUUUCAGGGGCUGCAGGGCAUUUCACAGCUCAAGAGCGAUGCUUCGGAGUGGGGAGGUCUCACCAAGGACAGCAUUGUGACCAGUGUGUGGGCAGGCUACAAGAUGAAUGGCAAUGCCAAUGGUUACAACAUCAGUGCCAACGCGGACAACUCACAGAGGGACUCGAAUGGGAACAAGCAGCUGACCAUGUACCCGAGCGGAGCAGAGACCCCUGGCCCGUUGGAGGAUGGUAUCAUUCGUCUUACAAUCGAUGCGAGACAUAUCCCUGUUGUAGUUGCGAGGAACUCGGAAUAA
This is a messenger RNA of Colletotrichum chrysophilum, 2409 nucleotides long. RefSeq lists its product as uncharacterized. Lineage: Eukaryota; Fungi; Ascomycota; Sordariomycetes; Glomerellales; Glomerellaceae. The transcript has 7 exons. Gene Ontology annotation, molecular function: glucan endo-1,3-alpha-glucosidase activity. The coding region runs from base 1 to 2409 and encodes 802 amino acids. The record is from RefSeq and is a predicted model, not a curated record.